Molecule: messenger RNA, 369 nt
Organism: Argentina anserina (silverweed cinquefoil)
Lineage: Eukaryota; Viridiplantae; Streptophyta; Magnoliopsida; Rosales; Rosaceae
Product: 60S acidic ribosomal protein P1-like
Exons: 1
Coding region: 1-330 (109 amino acids)
Biological process (GO): cytoplasmic translation; translational elongation
Cellular component (GO): ribosome; cytosolic large ribosomal subunit
Molecular function (GO): ribonucleoprotein complex binding; protein kinase activator activity; structural constituent of ribosome
Source: RefSeq, a predicted model, not a curated record
AUGUCGACCUCUGAAGUUGCCUGCACCUAUGCCAUGAUGAUUCUUCACGAUGAUGGCAUCCCAAUCACAGGAGAGAAGAUUGCUACACUGUUGAAAUCCGCAAACGUCAAAGUAGAAUCCUAUUGGCCGGGCCCCUUUGCCAAGCUUGCUGAGAAGAAGAACCUUGAUGACCUUAUCAUGAAUGCUGUAGGUUCGGCUCCAGCUCCGGCAGCUAUGGCUGCUCCUGCUGCUGCAGAUGUUGCUGCUCCUGCAGUUGAGGAGAAGAAGAAGAAGGACGAACCGGAGGAAGAAAGUGAUGACGACAUGCCGAUAUUCGAUUUGUUUAUUUGAUUGAAUUUAAACUCGUUCGGGAGUCGGGACAAACUUAGA